UAGGCAGAGCCGUGCCUUGGGGACUGAGCAGCCGUGCUGACCAUGAGCGAGCAGAGCCACGUCAACAGCCUGUUCCUCAACGAGGACGCAGCCAAGCGGCUCAACGCCGAGAGCCGGGUGCAGCGCUUACAGCAGGUGGUGCAGAAGCGGGCAGCACGGGCCAAGAAGCGAAUGCACAGCAUCACUGCCGACAGCACUAAAAGCUUCUUCAGGAGAAAUGCCUUUGUCCUCUUCACCAUUGCUGCAGUCUUACUAGGGAUCAUCCUGGCAUUUUCCCUCCGGCCCUACCAGCUGACCUAUCGCCAGAUCAAGUAUUUCUCCUUCCCCGGUGAGCUGCUGAUGCGUAUGCUCCAGAUGUUGGUUCUUCCUCUCAUUGUCUCUAGCUUGGUUACAGGAAUGGCCUCGCUGGAUGGCAGAGCCUCAGGGAAGAUGGGGAUGCGGGCUGUUGUCUACUACAUGGUGACCACGAUCAUAGCAGUUUUCAUUGGCAUCCUCAUGGUGAUCAUCAUCCACCCAGGAAAAGGCUCCAAGGACAAGCUUCACCGAGAAGGCAGAAUAGAGCAGGUGCAGACCACAGAUGCCUUCAUGGACUUGGUGAGGAAUAUGUUCCCACCCAACCUGGUAGAAGCCUGCUUCAAACAGUACAAGACGCAGUACAGCACCAGGGUCUUCACCAGAACCGUCCUCCACAGCAGCAAUGUCACAGCAGGUGUGAUAACCACUCAGAUCCCUGUGCCUGAGAACUUCACCGGCAUCCUGGAGAACGUCACUCAUGCCCUGGGGACCGUCUCCGAGGUGCUGACAUUUGAAGAAGUCAUUCCCAUCCCGGGCUCAGCCAAUGGGGUGAACGCGCUGGGGCUGGUAGUGUUCUCCAUGUGCUUCGGUUUGGUGAUCGGCAGCAUGAAGCAGAAGGGACGGGCCCUGCGGGAGUUCUUUAACUGCCUCAACGAAGCCAUCAUGAGGCUGGUGGCCAUUAUCAUCUGGUAUGCUCCAGUUGGGAUCAUGUUUUUAAUUGCUGGCAAAAUCCUGGAGAUGGAUGACCUAGCAGUGAUGGGCGGCCAGCUGGGGAUGUACACACUCACCGUCAUCGUUGGACUCCUCAUUCAUGCCCUCUGCAUCCUGCCACUGCUCUAUUUCAUCGUGACUCACAGAAACCCCUGGGUAUUCAUUGCAGGGCUUCUGCAGGCCCUCAUCACUGCCCUGGGCACCUCCUCAAGCUCAGCAACUCUGCCCAUCACCUUCAGGUGCCUGGAAGAAAACAAUGGUGUGGACAGGCGCAUCACGAGGUUUGUUCUGCCUGUCGGAGCUACAAUUAACAUGGAUGGCACUGCUCUGUAUGAGGCCCUUGCAGCCAUCUUCAUUGCGCAAGUCAACAACUAUGAACUUGACUUCGGGCAGAUCAUCACAAUAAGCAUCACUGCCACGGCAGCCAGCAUUGGAGCCGCAGGUAUUCCCCAGGCAGGACUGGUGACUAUGGUUAUAGUGUUGACAUCAGUGGGGCUGCCGACUGAAGACAUUACGCUGAUCAUCGCUGUGGACUGGUUUCUGGACCGCCUUAGAACGACCACCAACGUCCUGGGGGAUUCUCUGGGGGCUGGCAUUGUGGAGCAUCUCUCCCGGCAUGAGCUAGAUGCGCAGGACUGCGAACUCGACUAUUUGUCCAACUUUUCAAGAAAGCACUGAAUUCUAGUCCUGAAGAGACUUCCUGUAUAUAAAGGAAAAACUGAUGGAUGAAUUGGAAGAAAAGAUUGCUGGAUUGGACUCUAGCUCAAAUGGGAAUUAAUUCUGGGAAGUCCUAUGGCUUGUGUUAUACAGAGAGUCAAACAAAAUGAUCAUAAGGGUCCCUUCUGGCUUUAUAAUAUAUGCACGUGCUUUCUGGUUUAGAGAUAUUGCAAAGGGUUCUUCCAGCCCAAUCAUUUUGAAAAGCUGCCUGGAAGGAUCCUAAUGAUACUUUAAUAAAACUCAGCAGGAGGCUAACCUGUUUUCAGUUGCUGUUAGCAGACAUGUAAACAUAACACAAAAGGGGCUCUCCAUACCACAUUGCAUCAACGUGAUCUGAGAUAGUCCCACAAAGUAGUACACUCCAAGCCUUGCCAUUUGUGAUUUCCUGCUUUCAACACAAGAUUAAUGGAGCACAAACAAGUAGAGGCCUCAUCUUCAAAUACUGCAAAUCAGUCUCCCAUGGGGAAUUUCAGAAUUCAGCUGAUAGUUUUUAGCUCCGGUGUUUACCCAUGUUGUUCAUCAGUUUAUGAUUGGGAUUAUCUAUCUGUUUACAGUACCUGAACAGUAAAGUAUUGUCAGGAAUUUGCAUAUAUAUACAUAUAUACACACACAAGUACACAUCUCUAUAUAUGAAGGGAGCACAUGUGCACAGACAUACAUAUACACAGAGUUAGGUUUUUUUGUUGCUAAUCCAAGAAGGAAAGGCAAAACUAAACUGUCACUCUGUAAAGCUGCACACUUCAUUUUGGUGCCCACAUCGAUUUAUCUAACUAAUCCCAUCCUCAAAACAACAGAGGCUGUUUUACUUCCUUCCAGUAAUGAAUCUUCCAAAGUGAGGUUUACCAGGAAGGAGCUCAAUCCAUGCCAAUUUAGAGUUGUACUUGCCGGUGACGUAACAAGAACUUCUCAAUGUACAGAGAAAAUUCUCAACUUUGUCUUUGACUUCCCUGUGUAUAUCCCAAGGACCCACAUCCCCAGUGCAUCUGACUUGGCAAGGAGGCAGGCUUUAAGAGCUCAGCCAAGAAUACAGAAGUGUUUGUACUCCUUCCAAACCCAGCUCUGACCUUGUGCUAACUCAGCCUUCAGAACUGGAUAACUGAAAGUAUUUAAUUCGAUCAACUGUCUUUUUAAAUCAUCAGAUACUUGAGAGUUUAUGCAGUCUUUCUUCACUGCAGUCCUGCUGCUUCUACUUGCAGAAACUUUCUGAGUUUCUCCUAUUUGCAAACAGAGUUAUUCCUAACGAUUAGAUAUGCAAUAUUUGGGAUGAAACAAAGAGCUAUCUCAAUGCAUGCAUACAUGAGUAGCUCUUGGAUUAGAGCACUUUUCUUCAAAAUUAAUUUUAAGGGAGAAAAUCCAUGAAGACUAUGGAUUUUCAGAUGAUAUGCCAUGUUUACAUUACAUGUGUGAUACAGGCAUUUUGUUUCAGGAGUCAGAUCUGCUCUGAAAUUUUAUGUCCUUCUCUUGCUCUGCCCAAGGAAGAAAGAGAUAACUGGAGAUCCGUGCUGUACAGUGUGUUCAUAGCAUUCUGGCAGUUUGACUGUGUUAAUUCCUGAGGGCUUUUUCUUCAUGCUGUGAGUUUCAGUGUUA
Phalacrocorax carbo (great cormorant) is the source of this 3309-nucleotide messenger RNA. Lineage: Eukaryota; Metazoa; Chordata; Aves; Suliformes; Phalacrocoracidae. The record is from RefSeq and is a predicted model, not a curated record.